AUGGUGGAAAACGCUGAAGUUCCGGUCAAGGAGAGUUUGAAAUACCUCGGCGUCACAGUGGAUAGUCGAUGGACGUUCAGACAGCACUUUUUAGCAACAGGCGAGAAACUUAAGAAGACGGUGGCUAAACUCUCAAAGAUUCUACCCAACUUAGGAGGCCCCAGUAGCAGGGUACGGCGCUUACAUGCCACAGUAGUGGAUUCCAUAGCUCUCUACGCGGCCCCCGUGUGGACCGACAAGGUAAUGAAAGACAAAAGGAUCCAGAAUGACCUGAAUCAAAUACAAAGGAAAAUAGCGUGCAGAACGAUCAAAGGCUAUCGAACUAUUAGCCACACGGCCACGACCAUCCUUGCUGGUAUUCCCCCUCUCUUUCUCAAAGGUGAUAUGUACACUGAGAUUUAUGAAGAAGUUAAGGAGUACAAAGCAGGCGGACGUAGAGAAGUUCCUACACGUGCCAUGACUUACACGUCAUUCGAAGGCACGCAAAGGAAGGAUUGUUCAGGAAAUGGGAGGAGUGGAUGA
Cyphomyrmex costatus is the source of this 522-nucleotide messenger RNA. RefSeq lists its product as uncharacterized. The coding region runs from base 1 to 522 and encodes 173 amino acids. The transcript has a single exon. NCBI's taxonomy places the organism in Eukaryota, Metazoa, Arthropoda, Insecta, Hymenoptera, Formicidae. The record is from RefSeq and is a predicted model, not a curated record.